Molecule: messenger RNA, 2502 nt
Organism: Hippopotamus amphibius kiboko
Lineage: Eukaryota; Metazoa; Chordata; Mammalia; Artiodactyla; Hippopotamidae
Gene: HOXA10
Product: homeobox A10
Exons: 2
Coding region: 1-1233 (410 amino acids)
Biological process (GO): regulation of transcription by RNA polymerase II
Cellular component (GO): nucleus
Molecular function (GO): DNA-binding transcription factor activity, RNA polymerase II-specific; RNA polymerase II cis-regulatory region sequence-specific DNA binding
Source: RefSeq, a predicted model, not a curated record
AUGUCAGCCAGAAAGGGCUAUCUGCUCCCUUCGCCAAAUUAUCCCACAACAAUGUCAUGCUCCGAGAGCCCCGCCGCGAACUCCUUUUUGGUCGACUCGCUCAUCAGCUCCGGCAGAGGCGAGGCUGGCGGCGGUGGCAGCGGCGCGGGGGGCGGCAGCGGCGGCUACUACGCCCACGGCGGGGUCUACCUGCCGUCGGCCGCCGACCUGCCCUACGGGCUGCAGAGCUGCGGGCUCUUCCCGGCUCUGGGAGGCAAGCGUCAUGAGGCGGCGUCGCCGGGCGGCGGCGGUGGCAGCGGGGGCCUGGGUCCCGGGGCGCACGGCUACGCGCCCGCGCCUAUAGACCUGUGGCUGGAAGCGCCCCGGUCGUGCCGGAUGGAGCCGCCCGAAGGGCCGCCGCCGCCACAGCCCCAGCAGCAGCCGCCGCCCCCGCCGCAACCACCCCAGCCCCCGCCGCAGGCCACCUCGUGCUCUUUCGCGCAGAACAUCAAAGAGGAGAGCUCCUACUGCCUCUACGACUCGGCCGACAAAUGCCCCAAAGGCUCGUCCGCUGCUGCCGAGCUGGCCCCCUUCCCGCGGGGCCCGCCGCCCGACGGCUGCGCCCUGGGCACCUCCAGCGGGGUGCCAGUGCCCGGCUACUUCCGCCUCUCUCAGGCCUAUGGCACCGCCAAGGGCUACGGCAGCGGCGGCGGCGCGCAGCAGCUCGGCGCCGGCCCGUUUCCCGCUCAGCCCCCGGGGCGCGGCUUCGACCCGCCACCCGCGCUUGCCUCCGGUUCGGCAGAUGCAGCCCGGAAGGAGCGAGCCCUCGAUUCGCCGCCACCCCCCACGCUGGCUUGCGGUGGCGGCGGCGGGGGCUCGCAGGGCGACGAGGAGGCGCACGCGUCGUCCUCGGCUGCGGAGGAGCUCUCCCCGGCCCCUUCCGAAAGCAGCAAAACCUCGCCGGAGAAAGACUCCCUGGGCAAUUCCAAAGGCGAAAACGCAGCCAACUGGCUCACUGCAAAGAGCGGCCGGAAGAAGCGCUGCCCCUACACCAAGCACCAGACGCUGGAGCUGGAGAAGGAGUUUCUGUUCAACAUGUACCUUACUCGAGAGCGGCGCCUAGAGAUCAGCCGCAGCGUCCACCUCACGGACAGACAAGUUAAAAUCUGGUUUCAGAACCGCAGGAUGAAACUGAAGAAAAUGAACCGAGAAAACCGGAUCCGGGAGCUCACAGCCAACUUUAAUUUUUCCUGAUGAAGCUCCUGGCAAUGCGGUUCUUUUCGCUUCCAGAGAGCCGUUCUCCUCCCUCUGUCUUCGGCUCUGCCCAGGAACUCGCACCUGUGCCGGAGCCCCAUUCCUCCCUCCCACACUCGCCAUCUCGCUGGCCGUUACAUCUGUGCAGGGCUGGUUUGUUCUGACUUUUUGUUUCUUUGUUUGCUUGGUGCUGGUUUAUUUGUUGUUUUCUGGGGGAAAAAGCCAUAUCGCGCUAAAAUUCUAUAUAGAGAGAUAUUGUCCUAAGUGUAAAGUGGUGACUGGGAUGUUUGCUGUCUCGAGGUUCCACUGCUUGAAAUGGCCUCUGUCCUCCCGGUGGAGCUGGUUUCCCGCGGGGCCGGCAAACCUAGCCAAAGGCGGAGGUCCCAUUGUAGGCAGCUGAGGUGUCUGGCCUGAGGUCAAUGGUGCAAGGAGCCGCCGCCGAGCUUGGCUGCCUGGAGUGCUGGGCUGUGUUUAAUCAGGGGAUACAGGCCCCUGGGUUUCUUUUUUCUUUCUUCCUUUCUUCCUUGGCAAAGAGAAGGACUUGCAGGCAUGGACACACAGGUUGGCAAAAGGGCUUGACUUUGGCUGAUUGGCAAAAUUGAGAAAGUCAGGAGGAUUAAUUUUCCCUUCAUUUGUAAGAUAUCCCAGCUUUAAAAGAAGAAAAGAACGACCAGGAGAAGGAAACUUCUCUUCCAGUUUGUGUAAGGUCUUGCAUUGUAGGACUAAAUUAUUUCACUUACUCUGAAUUUCCAUGUCCUUCUGGCUGUAGAUAAUCAAAUGCAGUUUUGUUUAUACAUGCAGAUUUAGUGGUCUUUUUGGUCAUUAAAUAAUUGUUACCACUGGUAACACACAACAAGCACACCACAGUUCUUAUCUUGUGGAGGUUUUUUUCCCCCCAUUCCCCCCUUUUUUCUUUUCUUUCUAAAAUUCAUGGAAGCCAAGGAGGGCUGGGGCAAGCGGAAUUGACUAGAGAAGGGAGACAUUGUUGGGUUUCCUUUAUACUGUGAAGUUACAUGCAUAAAAGGGUCAAACCUGUAGGUGCAGAAAAAGAAAAAACUAUAAAAUACAAAUCUGUAUAAAUGUCUAUUAUUAUGAAAAGUUGCCAAUCUUGUUUUAUGCAAAUGCAUUCUAUUGUUAUUAUAAAUGUUAGUUCUAGCUCUAUUUACUUCUAAUCUUAAAUCAGAAUAAAUUAAUAUUGUAAUGCUGCUGUGCGUGGAAAAAAAAGACGAUGUUUAUGUUCUUAUAGAAGAAUAAAAGCUGUGGAAUGAA